This is a messenger RNA of Trifolium pratense (red clover), 663 nucleotides long. RefSeq lists its product as uncharacterized. NCBI's taxonomy places the organism in Eukaryota, Viridiplantae, Streptophyta, Magnoliopsida, Fabales, Fabaceae. The record is from RefSeq and is a predicted model, not a curated record. The transcript has 3 exons. The coding region runs from base 1 to 663 and encodes 220 amino acids. Gene Ontology annotation, molecular function: nucleic acid binding.
AUGUAUGGUGCUUCUGUCCUGGAGUUGUGGGUGCGUAAUUAUUCGAGUGGUAAUAAUGCUCCUAAGUUUCUGGCUGGUCUUUGGUGGAAUUGGAGGGCUAGAAACAUUGUUUGUGUUGGUAAUGAAUUGAUACAUUUGUUUCGAGUUGUUGCUGAAGUUCAUAAACUAGCGACUCUCAUUGCUUCUUGCUUUCCGCCUAGAAUUCACAUUGAUACUCCUCCCCGUUGGACAACAUGGCAUUCGUGUAGAACAAGUUGUAUGGUGCUAAAUGUGGAUGGUAGUUGUUUGGGUGCUCCGGGAAGGGCAGGAUUUGGUGGCUUAAUCCGACGUGGAAGUGGUGACUGGAUUGUUGGUUUUAGUGGUUUCUUGGGUGUCGCUGAUAACACUUAUGCUGAACUUAUGAUUGUGUUGGAUUUAGUUACCAAGGGAUAUAGUAACUUCCAUUGUUAUGAUGCUGUAAUAGCAAACAUUCAAGACUUGUUGAAGUUAGAUUGGGAGGUCUCGUUACUCCACACGUUGAGGGAAGGAAAUGCUUGUACAAACUUUCUCACUAAAUUGGGUUCGAAGAACGACACGAAGCUUUCUAUUUGGGAUUCUCCGCUUGAGGACAUGAAGGAUUUACUUUUGUCUAAUGCUCUAAGGGUGGCGUACCCUAGAGCUUAA